This is a messenger RNA of Pantherophis guttatus, 2673 nucleotides long. Lineage: Eukaryota; Metazoa; Chordata; Lepidosauria; Squamata; Colubridae. The record is from RefSeq and is a predicted model, not a curated record.
UGUACUUAGUGCACUGGAGUACAGCGGGAAGCUGGGAGGACGUCGCGCACACUCGCCAGCCUCCCUUCAAGGCAGAGCCCUCCUUCCGAUCCGCUCAUCCAGCCAAGCGACUUGGCUAUGGCUACGUCUAUCCUUGGGCACCAUCCCGGGGAGCAAGUGACCGUCUGGAUCGAGCUAGGCGGGACAAGACUGAACCUGGAGUUUUCCCUUUGUUUGCUUUUUUAAAGAGAAUCCACUGCGCCCCAACUUUUGGCAAGGACGCCUUUGAUUUGGGUGCAUCCGGGGCCUCCUCCUGAAGAGCCACGCUUUGGAACCACGCCCUUGGCCAUGCUGGCCGCCACCUGCAACAAGAUCGGGAACACCAGCCCGCUCACUACCUUGCCCGAAUCCAGCGCCUUCGCCAAGGGCAGCUUCCACCCUUGGAAACGCUCCACCUCCAGCUGCAACCUGGGCUCCAGCCUGUCCGGCUUCACUGUGGCUACUAGUCGGGGCUCCAGCGGGCUGGCCAGCGGCAGCGGCACAGCCAACAGCGCCUUCUGCCUGGCUUCCACCUCGCCCACUUCUUCGGCCUUCAGCAGCGAUUACAGCGGCCUUUUUUCCAACUCGGCGGCGACGGGCGUGUCCCCCCAAGAGCCCGGCGGACAGUCGGCCUUCAUCUCCAAAGUGCACAGCUCGGCGGCAGAUAGCCUGUAUCCACGGGUGGGCAUGGCGCACCCGUACGAAUCGUGGUACAAGUCCGGCUUCCAUUCCACGCUGGCGGCCGGCGAAGUGGCGAACGGGGCGGCCUCGUCGUGGUGGGACGUUCACACCAACCCGAGUUCGUGGCUGGAGGUGCAGAACCCAGCCGGAGGCUUGCAGAGCUCGCUGCACUCGGGCGCCCCCCAGGCCUCCCUCCACUCCCAGCUGGGCACCUAUAACCCGGCCGACUUCAGCUCCCUCACCCACUCGGCCUUCAGCUCCACCGGCCUGGGCUCCACGGCUGCCUCGCACCUGCUCUCCACCAGCCAGCACCUGCUAACCCAGGAGGGAUUCAAGCCCGUGCUCCCUUCCUACACGGACUCCAGCGCCGCCGUGGCCGCGGCCAGCGCCAUGAUCUCGGGAGCAGCGGCCGCGGCGGCGGCCGGAGGAAGCUCAGCGCGCUCCGCCCGACGUUAUUCGGGCCGGGCCACUUGCGAUUGCCCCAACUGCCAGGAAGCCGAGCGUUUGGGCCCGGCGGGCGCGAGUUUGAGGCGCAAAGGGCUGCACAGUUGCCACAUCCCCGGCUGCGGGAAGGUCUACGGCAAGACGUCGCACCUCAAGGCGCACCUGCGCUGGCACACGGGCGAGCGGCCCUUCGUCUGCAACUGGCUCUUCUGCGGCAAGCGCUUCACGCGCUCCGACGAACUCCAGCGGCACCUGCGGACUCACACCGGCGAGAAGCGCUUCGCCUGCCCGGUCUGCAACAAGCGCUUCAUGCGCAGCGACCACCUGAGCAAACAUAUUAAAACGCACAACGGGGGAGGCGGGGGCAAAAAGGGCAGCGACAGCGACACGGACGCCAGCAACUUGGAGACGCCCAGAUCCGAAUCGCCGGACCUUAUCCUGCACGAGGCGCGAGGCAAGGACUCCACAACGGGGCCCAAUGACUCUUAAAGAGGAGGAAAAAAAAAAAAAGAGCGGGAGGCGGCGGCGGGAGAAGUUUUUGGCGGGACGGGAGCCCGCCAACUAGAGUGCGAGAGAAAGGAGACGCGCGGGGGGAGAAGCCAAAAGCGGCGGUCGCGGCGUCGCCGCCACUCGGGCUCGGCUGUUCCGCGAGUUUUUGUUUUUUAAAGCAAACGGGGUGGGGUGGAUGUAAAGGUGAAGCGGAGGGCGAGCUGUUAAGACUUUCAGACUGUUGGAGAGACCUUGAACCCGGCCCUCCAGGCAGAGACAAUGCAACCAUUUCCCCCAAACAAUAAAACAACGAGCUUCAUCUUCCUGGCGAAGAGCAAUACAAGUGGCCGGAGAUUUAUUAUUAUUUUUUCCUCUCUGCCAACCCCUCCUUGUCACGCACAUUCACCUUUCUCUCCCUCCACCCCACCCCAAAAAUAACAAGACUCGCCACGAACAGCCGCACAAAAACGGAACUCGCCACCCGGGACUACGGUGCUUUUCUUUUGGAGUGAUUAUAGUAUAGUUAUAAAUCUAAAUUUACUGCAGACAAACGGCAAAGUCUUAUUUGGUGAAAUAUUCUACAAUGAUGGUUUUAUAUUUAAAUCUGAAAAAUCCCGUGGCGCGCCUGUGCGCCGUAUAUACACCCAGACACAUAUACAAAGGCUGAAGGUGAGAAACCAAACUGGAAAAUACCCGGAGACGGUUUAUCUCUUGUGAUUCAUCAAAGCUAUGUAUAAGUAGGAUCCCAAAACACUCCCCCCCCAUUGUGUUCUCUUUUUCCCCCUUGUAAAUGUCAGUUCUGAUUUGAGGGGGAGGGGUGAAUUCCUGAAACUCAGAGGAAUUCUUUUUUUCUAAUUAUUAUUUCUGAUGCACUUUGUGGAGGUCAGUAUAUAUGUAAAAUAUAUUUAAAAUGUUGAGUUUAACAUUUCACUCGCACCAGUAAUUUAAGGUUGUUUAAAGAGAUUUAAUGCGUUUAUCUGUAUUGGAAAAAAAAUCUUGACAUAUUUUCAUUUUGGUAUUAUUAAAGGAUUCUGAACAAUG